Messenger RNA from Linnemannia hyalina, 1590 nucleotides. The record is from the annotation of a GenBank genome assembly. NCBI's taxonomy places the organism in Eukaryota, Fungi, Mortierellomycota, Mortierellomycetes, Mortierellales, Mortierellaceae.
AUGUUCUCUGCUUCUCGGUCUUCUUUGAACGUCCUCAGGACAAAGGUCGGUCAAUCCACAUACAUCUCCACGGCCCGCAUGAUCUCUGGCCAGAGACUCAGAUACUCUAUUAGCACCAAGACGACUACCGCCCUUUGCUCAAAGGCCAUCCGUCACCAAACCGUCUAUGGCGCCAACCGUGUCCAGCGUUUCCACGCCUCCGCCAUGGCCAACGCCAAGGUCCCCUUCCUCUUGGCCGAUAUCGGAGAGGGUAUCACCGAGUGCGAGGUCAUCCAAUGGUUUGUGAAGACGGGCGACAAGGUCGAAGAGUUUGACAGACUGUGCGAGGUUCAGUCGGACAAGGCUUCAGUGGAGAUUACUUCCCGCUUCACAGGAACGAUCGCCACGCUCAAGUACAAGGUCGGAGAUAUGGCCAAGGUCGGAUCACCCCUUGUGGAGAUCGAGACUGGCGAUGCUGUUGGUUCUGAGGAGCCUGUCGUCGCUGCUCCGGAUGCUGCCUCUGCCUCGACCCCCGUUCCCGAGGACGGCUUGACGGGACGCUCGCAUGUUGUUCAGGACAUGAACGCCGUUGCUGCCAUGAUGGAUAACGCCGCUGAUGCUGGUGGAAAGCCCGAGGUCCCCACUGCCGAUCACAUCUUGACCUUCGCCACCCCUGCUGUCCGUCGUGUUGCCAAGGAGAACAAUGUUGACAUUGCCAACAUCAAGGGAUCUGGAAAGGGUGGUCGUGUCAUGAAGGAGGACGUCGUGUCCUACCUCGCCAACGGCAGACAGGCCACUGCUACUCCCAAAGCUCCUGCUGCUGCCACACCUACCUCUGCCAAGGCCUCGAUCCCUAGAGGCGAGGACAAGGUUGUUCCAUUGUCGAUGAUCCAGAAGGCCAUGUUCAAGCAGAUGACAAAGUCGUUGUCGAUCCCCCACUUUGGAUUCGCCGACGAGAUUGUCCUCGACAACGCGACUGCCUUCCGCUCGGCCUUGAACGUCCAUGUUGCCAAGACGCCCGAGAAGUACAACUUUAAGAAGGUGUCGUACAUGCCCAUCUUUAUCAAGGCCCUCUCGCUUGCUCUGGAGGACUACCCCAUCCUGAACGCCUGUGUGGUUGAUGGUGAGGAGGCUUCGUCCGCAAAGCUCAAGUACCGUGCGUCGCACAACAUUGGCGUUGCCAUGGAUACCCCCAACGGACUGUUGGUGCCUAACAUCAAGAACGUUCAGAACUUGUCUGUGCUCGAGAUUGCAUCUGAGCUUGCCAGGUUACAGGAGGCAGGAAAGAAGAAUGCGAUCCCUCUGGCUGACUUGAAGGACGGCACGUUGUCGUUGUCGAAUGUUGGCAUGAUUGGUGGCACAUACUUGAACCCUGUUGUUGUUACAUCCGAGGUUGCGAUUGCUGCUGUUGGCAAGAUGCAGCGUCUGCCCCGGUUCAAGAUGGUGGAGGAGAACGGCAAGAUGGUUGAGCGUGUUGUUGCACAGUCGAUUGUCAAUGUCAGCUGGAGCGCUGAUCACCGUGUGGUUGACGGAGCGACGGUCGCCCGCUUCAGCGAGGCUUGGAAGUCUGUUGUUGAGAACCCCUUCUUGCUUGGCGGCAUGCUCCGUUAA